GCUGGAGCGCUCAGAGCCCGGCCCGCGGGCUGGGGGGUCGGGCCGGGCAGCCCUCGGGGGCGUGUCCUCCCGGGGUCGGGCGCCACCGCCCGGAGAGGCCGGCAGCGGCGGCAGAGCUGCGGCGGUCGCCGAGGGCUAGCGGCGGCGAGCAUGGAGCGCGAGCUGGAGGCGCUCGCAGCCCGGCCCGCGCUCCCGGCGGAGCCUCCCUUCCAAGCGCUGGUGGAGGCGGCGGGCGGGCGCGGGCAGGUGCUGCUGGUGGGCGAGCUGUGGGAGCGCGAGCAGAGCCGCGCGCUGCUGCGGGACUUCGCCCGGGCGGUGUUCCCGCCGGAGCCGGGCGCCCGCAAGCCGGGCGAAGCGGUGGCCGAGGGCGCCGCGCCCGGGACGCCGGGGGCGCGGUGGGUGCCCGGGACGGCCAGGGCGCGCGCCAUCCACUCGCCGCUCGUCUUCGUGCUGUGCCGCGCGUCGUCGCUGGCCGCCAGGGAGCCGCGGCGCCGCCUGCGGGAGAUGCUGCGCGAUGUGCGCGACCGGCGGGUGGCCGGCGCGGCGCUGGUCGGGGUGCUGGUGGCCGAGGCGGGGCCCGAGGACGCGGUGGCGCCGAUGUUGCGGCUCCUGGAGGCGCUGCUGCGCACCGUGUUCGGCCGCCAGGCGGGAGGCCCGGUGCAGGCGGCCGCCUACUGCCCCGGCCACCCCGCCUCCAGCCUGGCCGUCCAGACCGCCGCUAGCCGGGCCCUGCAAGCAGCCGCGCCCGCGCGACCAGAAGGAGCCUGGGAGAGACCCGGCCUCCCGGCGCUGUUGGCCUGCUUCUCCUGGGGUCCCUGGAGCCGGGGGAAGAACCCGUUUGCCACCACCUCCCCCAGUGGUCCAGCUCAGGGUAACUUCCGGGAACCUGAGGAGGAGCUGGCGCUGACAGUCAUACUUCCCAACGGAGACUGUGAGGAUCCUGGAAAGGGGUCGGGAGCCUGUGAUGGAGCUGCCCACACUCCCGCUGAGCCCGCUGGAGACUCCAGAUGAAGUCUGGACCCCUGGGCUGCUGCAGCUCCUCACUGAUGACCUGGGGAGUGCAGUCUCUAUGAAGCCCCACCUUCCAGGGAACUGCCACACUGACAGAUACCAGCAAGGCAGCGGGACUUACUCAGCUAAGCCCGACCUAGGAAAAUGUGUCCUCUGGGAACUUGGUCCCUCCCCGGCCUCCAUUUGGUCUCUCUGGUCACCGUGAGGUGGUUUUUUCUCCCUCGCCUUGGUUUCUCUGUGCCAUUGAGACAGAAGGCGGCUUGCUUUGUGGCUCUGUGGUGCUGUGGCCUCCCGUGGUCGUGUGCGUGAGCAUCCAUCACUUCACAUGCAGCUGGAAAGAACUCUGGACCAGGAGUUAUCAAACAGGGAGAGGGGAGAUCUUAGACCUGUCACUCAACCAGGGGCCAGGCUACCCACCUGCAAGCAGCACUGGAAGUGUGUGUGUGUGUGUGUUGCGAGGCUUCACUCUGACUGUGGGGCGCCCCUGGCAUUUAGUGGGCAUCUCGCAUUGUGUAGGGCAAGCUCCAAAAACAGAAUUGUUCCGCUCAAAAUGCCAAUCGGGGCACCUUUGAGAAAUUGGAUGAGUCAAUCUCUUCCCCUUGUCAAAUUCUAGGAAGAGUCCCCCAGAGCAGAGAGGGUUGGGGUUCCUGGGACCUCAGCUCCUGAACAAGCCAGAAUAAAGACUGCACUGCCCCCUGGGGGCCUGGGGGCCAGAGCAAGAUGCUCAGUGUGCUGCUGGCCCAGGACAGAAAUAGCCUUGCACAGCCAUGCGAAGAAAGAGCCCUCUCUCUUCCUCAUGUUGCCAUUGACUUUCUGUGCCAAGUUCUUUUGAGAAUAGGGCACCAAACAGAUGGAAAGUUGGGUUAUGGAUUAAUGCAAGGGCAUAGGACUUGCUCUCAAUCUCAGGUCCUAACCCAAGGUCAAAGCCGACCCAGCCCAGAGGUGCCGAGUGCUGGAAUCCUUUUUUCUCUGGUUAUGAGUCAGACAGGGCCAAUGAUGUUCCCUUAAAAGCCAGGAAGACCAUCUGUUCACUCAGAGAAGGAACUCUGCAUUACCUCCCUUGUCUUCCUUGCCCGCCAGGAGAAAUCCAGUCUUUGGAAUGGCCAGGACAGCUCCUGCUUUUCCCUGGUAGGAAGUACUAUCUAAGGGAAGUAGUUAAAUUCAUUCAUUCAUGCGUGACUUACUCAGCACACAUGCAAUUGUGCCUACUAUUUGCCCAGCGUUCUGGCAGGUGCUGCAUAACUUCCUUGAGUUAUUUCUGCCAAAAUAACUGUGAAAGUGCCAAAAUGUGGAGUGGCAAACCUGUGGCUGGGGGCUCUGUGAUGUUAAAGAGGACCCUCGCUGCUCUGCACCUCCGUUUCUUUCCUACAACAGGGAGCCUAUGGGUGUGAGGGCAGGUAGGAUGACAGCUUAUUUGGGGCGGUUUGGCAGCAUGUGUCACUUUAAUUAUGCAAAAGUAUCUCUCCAAUAGAAGGACCCAACUGACUGCCUUCUGCCCAAGAGUGAACUCAAUGAAUUGCUGUUGAUGUUUGAAAAUAUGGGGACUGGUAUUGUUGAAGCUGCUCUAUUUUUCUAUUUAUCCGUUAAUUUCUUUGUAAUGAUUUGGUUAGAAUUUUAUUAUUUGGUGGGGGGAGGGAGCUUCUCUUAAGGUAGAAAAUUGUCUAAGGCAGAAGUCGAAAGGCAGAAGCCUCUGCUGUACUUCAAAACUCAGGAGUUUGUUGCCAAUAUUUGAAACGGGAGAUUGCACAUAAAAAGCUUGUUUUCGGGGAGGGGGGAGGGGUGUGCCGUCUUCGUCUUCAUUUUGCUGUGAUUCCACACACACACACUUGAGCCCUUUCUCACCCUCCCACCCUCCCCUCUGCUGCACUUCCCUGAUAUAGGCCCCCGCCUGGGGCUGGUCCUGGUGGGCAUUUGAGUUUGCCAGCCUCUGCUAUAAAGGGUGAUGUGCACAUUUUUUCAUCACUUUCAGUAUUUCCUGUGAAUAUGUGAAGAGAGAGGGUCUUUCUUGACUGAGGUUGUGUUCUGCCUCCCGGCUGAUAAAGACCGGACUGACAUCCUCCCAGGCCCCUCCUGGCUCCGUGGCAGGCGGCUCAGAGAAGCACCGUCCUUUUGUCUUUUCCAGCAGACAGAAGAGUUCGGUGCUGGGAGGGACCUUGGUGUUGGGCCUCCUCCCCGGCGACUAUUCCGACUAUUCCGAGGCCUGAAAGCUGGGGUGGGCCUGUCUGAGAGUGGAGGCCCCGGAUUAGGUUAGUGGUGCCGGGAGCCGUUGACGAGGGGCCUCUGUCUGGGCUCUUGGUACUAAUCUUUCUAACAUGGCAGCUGUACUGCUUCUGACUUGAAUCGAUUCCUUAGACCUAAUAAAGCCAAACAGCGCCUCACUGCUGUCUAAUAAAACACAGUGGGUCCUCCCCUUUCUGUCUUGAGGUGCUCCUUCCAGGAGCCCUUGGGCAAAUGGUGGGAAGCUCUGAAGUAGUUUAGCCUGAAAGUCCGCCAGUCCUGCCCCGAGGGACAUCUCUGCAACUUUUCUGGCUGGGGUUGGAAAGUACUUAAAAAGAGAUUUGUUAAAAAGAUAGUAUUUAGCUUGGUAGUUAGCAGGGAGUAUAUGUGUGCGUGUGCACACGCACAUGUUUCACCCGAUAAAAUGGCCUUAACUGAGUCUCAGAGAGCCCCUUAAACAUUUGUGUCAGUUUCUCUCUUCUCAAAGUAUUUGUCCCCAAGAUUAACCACACAAGAGGAAUUCCUAGGUUGCCCAGCCAAAACCAAGGCAAACCUGCAAAGGGUCCAAGGGCUGCGCCCCCCAACCUGUGGUCUAAACAAACCCCUCUUACCCCAGACAGAACCAGGACCCUCAUUGUGAGUCCUGGUUGUAGAAGUUUGGUCCUUUCUUGUCACCCUGACUUUCUUCUCUCCCUCCCAGAUGACCAGGGUCUUCUCAGAGUGGGGUGUUGCCUCGGAUCAUUGCCCCAACCCCAAACUACUAGUGUUCUUACCCUGACCACCUACACCCCAGGUGUAUGGCCGGCUCCGGAAGUCCUGGCUGCCUGCCGGGACAGCCACUCCCAGCCCCUUGCUCCCCCACAGGAGCGGGUUUCACUUUCAGCCUCCACACCUGGUCUGGUCUGAACAUGUGCCAGAACCAAAGCAGGCGAGACGGCGGAGCCGGCCAAAGGCCUGGGCCUGAGUGGGCGGUCGGAAGGAACAAGACCUCGGGCGAAGCUAGACUGGCCCUGCCCAAGAGGAAUCUAACGCCAGGCACACAUGUAGCUUUCCAUUUUCUAGUAGCCACAUUGGAAAAACCAAGUUAAACAGGUGAAAUUAAUUUUAAUAAUAUAUUUUAUUUAGCCCCAGAUGUCCAUAUGAAUAAAAGCUUCAAGCACCAGCCUGGCCCGUCCCGGUGACGUAAGAUCUGCGCUGUUCUAUGCCAGACCCUGAAGAGAGCCCUUCCCCUCAGAGCAGCCUUGCCAGGAAGGCGGACCUGCCCCCCCCUGCU
This is a messenger RNA of Myotis myotis, 4501 nucleotides long. It is a transcript of the gene CUNH2orf72, whose product is annotated as chromosome unknown C2orf72 homolog. The record is from RefSeq and is a predicted model, not a curated record. The transcript has 3 exons. The coding region runs from base 151 to 1011 and encodes 286 amino acids. NCBI's taxonomy places the organism in Eukaryota, Metazoa, Chordata, Mammalia, Chiroptera, Vespertilionidae.